Molecule: messenger RNA, 1825 nt
Organism: Exophiala viscosa
Lineage: Eukaryota; Fungi; Ascomycota; Eurotiomycetes; Chaetothyriales; Herpotrichiellaceae
Product: alpha 1,2-mannosyltransferase
Exons: 4
Coding region: 357-1649 (430 amino acids)
Biological process (GO): cell wall mannoprotein biosynthetic process; protein N-linked glycosylation; protein O-linked glycosylation
Cellular component (GO): Golgi apparatus; membrane
Molecular function (GO): alpha-1,2-mannosyltransferase activity
Source: RefSeq, a predicted model, not a curated record
UCGACACGUAAGGCUUGCGCGUCCGUCCCCUAUAAUUUAUUAUGGUAUCAUGAUCCUCAUCAUCUGGACAACAUAACUAAAACUACAUUCCUCCUCAAACACGAAACACUUGCUUGCAAGGGGUCUUCUCUUUGUGCUGCAAACAAUCUAUUGUCCCCGGGAAUCUGCAAGCCUCAUGCCAUCCAGCUGAACAGCCCGUACCACUCGUUUGCGGUCAUCAGCAAACUUCCUUCUUCCUCCUAUCAAACGAUUGCCUGGAGCAUUCUAACGACCGCCCGACACGCCUCAUUGCAACUGAUCAAGACUUUGAUUCUCGACACCAUUAACGCAGGAUAUAAAUAUCCACAACUUCGAAGAUGGCGGCGGGCUCAGGGAGGAUCCUCCGCUACAUAUUAUUCGCUGUUUUUGGCACUGCUAUCAUUUACUUCAUUUCGACUUCCUCGAUACCCUCCUACGCGCAACAACAGAUACCUUCAACCGGGAAAUUCACCUGGGACCGAACAAGUACACAAACCAGUGAUGGAAAGCCUAAUUCCGCACACGACGCACUUGGUAGUGAGGCCUCCUCGAGUCCUGCCUCAGGGGUACCGGCCGCCUCGAAUUCUCAGUCUGCUGCGCCCUUGAACGGUAUCACCACCACAGAGUCCGCACUUCUCUCCCCACCAGCUCCUGGCGAACGUGUCAACGCCACGUUUGUCACGUUGGCAAGAAACUCGGACCUUUGGGAAAUCGCACGAUCCAUCCGACAGGUCGAGGACAGGUUCAACAGGAAUUACAACUAUGACUGGGUCUUUUUGAACGACAAGCCUUUUGACGAGACAUUCAAGAAGGUCACGAGUGCUCUAGCAUCUGGAAAGACGCAUUAUGGAGAGAUACCUACCGAGCAAUGGUCAUUCCCGUCGUGGAUUGAUCAAAAGAAAGCCGAAGCGGUUCGCGAAGACAUGCGUCGAAGGAAGAUCAUCUACGGCGAUUCCAUCAGUUAUCGUCAUAUGUGCCGGUUUGAAUCUGGCUUUUUCUUCCGUCACCCCUUGAUGUUGCAGUUUGAGUACUACUGGCGAGUCGAGCCGAGCGUCGAACUCUUCUGCGAUAUUCAUCAGGAUCCAUUCCGGGUCAUGAAGGACAACAACAAAAAGUACAGUUUCGUCCUCAGCUUGUACGAAUAUGUCGAGACCAUUCCGACCUUGUGGGACAGUACGAAAAAGUUCAUGAAAGCUCACCCCGAACAUCUUGCACCAGACAAUUCAUUAGCAUUUCUCAGUGAUGACGGCGGUGAGACGUACAACAAAUGCCACUUUUGGUCCAACUUUGAAGUCGGCAACCUCGAUUGGCUUCGAUCUAAGGCUUACAUUGACUUCUUCGAGAGUCUCGACAAAGACGGCGGCUUCUUCUACGAACGAUGGGGUGAUGCUCCGGUGCAUUCUAUCGCUGCUAGUCUUCUCCUCAACAAGAGCGAGAUCCACUUCUUCAACGAAAUCGCAUACUAUCACAUCCCUUUUACGCAUUGCCCAACAGGCGAUGAUGUCCGACUUAAGUUGCGUUGUCACUGCAAUCCUGCCGACAACUUUGACUGGAAGGGAUAUUCCUGCACAUCUCGAUACUUCGAUCUGAAUCAAUUGGCCAAACCUGAAGGAUGGAUGGACCAAGUAUGACUAUCCGUCGCGAAGAAGUUGGCUGGUACGCAUUCAGAUGCGGGUGCACCGGCUGCCAAGUCGGGCCUUGAUCCAGGAUGGGCAACAUUCUGGCAAUAUGCAUGCAUCUCCUUUGCGGUCUCCUUGGCCAUCCUUAUGACGCUCCUCAGAAUCCCUCGGGCCAGACGCAAGCUCUU